CAUCCAGCGUUAACCCAUAUUGGUAGAGAUGUCUUUAAUCUAACCCGUGGCUAUAAGAUGGAGAGUAAAGAUAUGGAGAAUGUGGUUUCUUCUGGAAAUAAUAAAGUCUUGUAAAGUGGCAAAUUGCUACCAGAAUAUACUGUAUAUCCUGGUAAAAUACUGAACUCUUACUGGAAAUAUUCUUCUUAAGUAAAUUUGUUACUGCAAAUGAAUUACAAAAUUACGUGGAAAUAUUUAAAGUUUUAAAAUCGACCAGAUGAUAAAAGGGAAAUGUUAAUGUUUUAGUUUGUGAAGAGAGGACUAUAACUGCUACUAGCCCAGUAAUCAAAGGUAAGAAAAUUGGCAUUUAGGAAUCUUUGGCAAAUAAGCAUUUAAGCUUCUUGUUGCAGGAACUGUCUUUCAAUAAUGGACAUCAACAGGAGUAAAAUUGCCAUAUCCCAUUCUUUAAAUAGAGUAGACAAGAUGAAAGUGAUUAAAUGAAACUUCAUAGUAGCAUUUUCCUCCUGUCUAAACUGCCUUUUAAAUGCUAAAUGAGACACAACAUUCUAAUUGGAAAGAAUAAUGAAUAUGUUGGGAGUUGCCUGUAGCUGAGGUUGCAGCUGUUACUGUAUUCAUUCACAUACUAUAAUCUUCAUUCAAAGCCUUUGAUUAUUGAUCAAGACAACAUAAUAAAAGCAUCCAGGAAAACUGUCACAAUCCUUUUACUUUUGAAGUUUUAGCAAUAACAAUCAUGCAUGGAAAUUUAAAUAUAGUGAAAAUCUAAAAUUGGAUCAAUGGUGUUGCAUUGUUAAAGAUAUAGUCUAGUAUUAACUCAAAGCUAUUAAGCAGCAUGUGGCUGAGCUACAGGCCUAAGGUAAACCAGAGAUAACCCCACUGAAAUAACAAACAAGAGAAAAUAUGCAGAUGCUGGAAAUCUGAGCAACACGCACAAAAUACUGGAAAACUCAGCAGGCCAGGUAGUAUCUACGGAAAAAAGUAUAGUUAACAUUUAGGGCUGAGACCCUUCGGCAGAACUGGAGAAGAAAAAGAUGAGGAGUAGGUUUUAAAGAUGGAGGAGGGGAGAGAGAAAUACUAGGUGAUAGCUGAAACCAGAAGGGGGAGGGAUGAAGUAGAGAGCUGGGAAGUUGAUUGGUGAAAGAUACAGGGCUGGAGAAGGGUGAGGCUGUUGGGAGAGAACAGAAGGACGUGGAAGAAAGAAGAAGGGGGGAGGGCGGAGGAGCACCAGAAGGAGGUGAUGGACAAGCAGGGAGAUAAGGUGAGAGAGGGAAAAAGGGAUGGGGAAUGGUGAAGGUUAGGGGGACCAUUACUGGAAGUUUGAGAAAUUGAUGUUCCUGCCAUCAGUUUGGAGGCUACCCAGACGGAAUAUAAGGUGUUGUUCCUCCAACUUGAAUAACCCUAUUUAAGUUAACCUGCUGACUGUGAUUAGUUUGCAGUCAUUUGCGCCCGAGAGAAAAGCAAGCUGUAGGUACCUGGUUGGUUGGCAGCAGGAUCUACAAAAAAGUUCUUGAAAGAAUAUUUUAUGGAGAACUGAGGAUUGUGGGAUGUUGGCUGAGGCACUGAGGAUUCCUGCUUCAUCUAGAACAAUAGGUUGACUGUGGUUAAGAGGGCAUACGGUGUAUUGGCCUUCAUCAACAGUGGGAUUGAGUUUAAGAGCCGAGAGGUAAUGUUGCAGCUAUAUAGGACCCUGGUCAGACCCCACUUGGAGUACUGUGCUCAGUUCUGGUCACCUCACUACAGGAAGGAUGUGGAAACCAUAGAAAGGGUGCAGAGAUUUACAAGGAUGUUACCUGGAUUGGAGAGCAUGCCCAAUGAGAAUAGGUUGCGUGAACUUAGCCUUUUCUCCUUGGAGCGAUGGAGGAUGAGAGGUGACCUGAUAGAGGUGUACAAGAUAAUGAGAGGCAUUGAUCAUGUGGAUAGUCAGAGACAUUUUCCCAGGGCUGAAAUGGCUAACACAAGAGGACACAGUUUUAAAGUGCUUGGAAGUAGGUUCAGAAGAGAUGUAAGGGGUAAAUUUUAUAUGCAGAGAGUGAUGAGUGCGUGGAAUGGACUGCCGGCAAUGGUAGUGGAGGCAGAUAAAAUAGGGUCUUUUAAGAGGCUCCUGGAUAGGUACAUGGAACUUAGAAAAAGUAAGUACAUAUUCGGCACAGCAUUGUGGGCAGAAGGGCCUGUAUUGUGCUGUAGGUUUUCUAUGUUCAAAUAGAAAGAUUUGAUUUUAAAAGAACGAUUAACUUUAGUGGAAGGCUACUGUGACCCCUGAGUAUAUGACAGCUGCUUCUCUCAUCAUUAACUAAUUUUCUUUAAGUUUUUUCCACAGGUAGAUUACUUUAUAUGGCUAAAAAAUGGGCCUCAAUAGAACUGAUGUCUAGAAAAUUCCAGUGUAAGCACUUCUUGAAUUAAAUUGGAAUACUUGAAACUGUAAAGCACCAAAUUUUUCAUCCGGUAUUUUGGAGCACUGACGUUGCUCUUACUGUAGGGCCUCACAGACAGCCAGUGGGGGAUCUUCAUGUCACAGCAGUGAAUUCAUAUUUUUCACAUUAAGACACUUGUUCAUAAAGCUCUUAGUACAAUCAUUGAAUUAUACAGUACAGAAACAGAACCUUUGGCCCACCUUGUUGAUGCCAAAUGCGAUGCCUAUCAAUGCUAAUCAUAAUUACUUCCAUGAGACCUAUAUCCCACUAUUCCUUUCCUGUCUAAAUACCUUCAUUGUAUCUGCCUCUACCAUCUGAUUCCAGCUCAUUGUGUCAGGAGUUCCCAACCUGGGGUCCACAGAUCCCUUGCUUAAUGGCAUUGGUCCAUAGCGUAAAAAUGGUUGGAAACCCCUGCUCUAGAUAAAUACAUUGCUCUGUAUAAAGAAUUAGCCUCCCAGAACUCCUUCAAGUUUCUCUCCACUCAUCUUAUUCCCUCCAGUUCUAGACUCCACUGUCUUGAGAAUAAGAUUGACCGUCCAUGCUAUUUAUGCUGCUUAUAAAUUUUACAAACCUCUGUAAAGUCAUUCUUCAGCCUCCUUUGUUCCAGGGAGAAUAAAUCCAUCCUCUCCAAUCUCUCCUUGCAACUACAGCCAUCCAUUCUAGGCAACAUCCCAAUGAAUCUCUACUAACUCUAUUGCUACCAAAUCCUUCCUGCAGUGUGACCAGAAAUGUACACAAUACUCCAAACGGGUUUUAACUAAUGUUAUGUGCAGCUGGAACCUGACAUCCCAACUUGUAUACUCUAAGGCAAUACACAAAAAAUGCUGGAGGAACUUAGCAGGUCAGGAAGCAUCUAUGGAAAUGAACAGAUAGUUGACGUUACAGCUAUCUAUACAUUUCCAUAGAUGCUCCUUGACCUACUGAGUUCCACCACCAUUUUGUGUGUGUUGCUUUGUAUUUCCAGCAUAUGCACACUCUCUCGUGUUUAUGGUUUUAUACGCUUAGCCUCAGCCUACAAUGGCUAGCAUACCAAAUGCCUUCUUCAUCAAUGCACCUAAGAUCCUUGCCGUUUACUCUCUAUGUCCUGUCAGAAUUUGGCUUCUCAAAAUGCACUAGCUUGUACUUGUCUGGAAUAAAUUUCAGCAGCCAACUUUCUAGCUGAUCUAUGUUAUAUAUAUCUUUGGACAGUGCAAUGCAGAUCAACUGGAAAGUUGCCCAUCCACCAGGGUUUUACAUGCAGUGCUGAUGAAGAAAACAUGCUCUGGGACUAAUUUCAUUUUUUUGUAAUUUGUUAGUGACUAUGUUUCCAUGAUCUUGCUUCUUUUGUCCUUUUACUAGUGUUGGAGGUAGAGCUUGUGGAGCUGGGUGGGGCUUUUGAAGUAAUCUUGAUGAAUUGCUACAGUGCUGCAAUUGAUGAUAAAUAUACCAAACACAUUGCAGCAAUGGGUUGAAAUUCAGCCUGUGGAUCAACACUGAUAGCUGCCAUAUAGCCUAAAUGCAUUAUCAUGUACAAGCUGCUCUUUGGAACAAUACUAAAGCAUGUUGAGUCUGGACUUGCUGAAGAGAGUGAAAGGAUAAAUGCAGAAUGUAAAACUCUUUGUGCUGUCUUUGAGAAACAUUGCCAAAGUAAAACUGAAGUUUAGUAAUUGAUCUGUGCAACAACAUAAAAUAACUGCACUAUGAGAUGAACUUUGUAUAAUGAAUUUUACAGCACUGAAUUUUCAAUGGGACUUAAUGCUCGUUAUUACAGAUUUUGUUUUGGUGUGAAAAUUUCACAUCUUUAUGUUGUGAGUGAAAUUGGGGAUAACUUUACUCAACUUCACUUGCCCCAUCAUUGAACUGAUCACACAAAUCUAUGGAUUUAAUUUCAAGGACUUUUCAUGUCAUGGUCUCGAUAUUUAUUGCUUAGCUAUUAUUAUUAUUAUUAUUAUUUCUUUUGUAUUUGCACAGUUUGUUGUCUUCUGCUCUGUUGGGUGCAGUCUUUCAUUGAUUCUAUUAUGGUGCUUCGAUUUACUGAGUAUGCCUGCUAGAAAAUGAAUCUCAGGGUUGUAUAUGGUAAACUUACUUUGAAUUUUGUUGGCUUUCUGACACUCAUGCUGUCCAGGUGGCAUCAAUAGAUCAGUGCCCAAGUUUGGUUCUGAUAAUUUUUUUUUACCUUGUUAAUAUUAAUAAAAACCAAAGCUGUUCUUUCACAGUAAAAUCAGCUUUCAGUACCACAGAAGUCUUGAACUGUAUAUUAAUUUGAAGCAACAGACACAUUUCAUGUUUCCACUACAUUUGUAAGUAAAGUUCAGUUCUGAUUCAACCUGUGAUCAUAGACAUCAGAUUUUCAAGUGGUUUCAACAGGCUCCCCUGAAAAAGUCACUGACCAGAAAUUCAGAAAGCACAAAAUAGUUCACUUCAAUAGAUCAGAAGCAAAGACUUAACUGGGUAAAGACUUUUGACAAAAGAGGCAGCACCAAGGAAUGUCUCCCCAUUUUUCUGAACUCAGGAUGUAGUCCUUGAAGGGUUGCAACCAGAACCUGCAGUCAUUAUAUUACUGGGAGAAUUGAUGGGUAAUCCAUGCUGGUGUAUCUGUGCAGGUUCCCUAAGAAGAGUGUGCAAAGGAGUCGAGCCCCCGUGCAAAAUGUCCUCAUGGUGGAAAGUUGCCAGGGACAUGCUGAAAGGGCAUUAGUGGCUUCUAAGAAUGUCUGCAUUCUUGAAUGGUUUUUAUUAAAUGCAGAAAUGAAAUGUAUUAAAACAGGUUUCCCCUUUCCUGUUUGAGCUUUACUUGGAUCUCUGCAAUGCAGCACUGAGCAAUAAAGUGCCACGUUACAUUUUCUUAAACAGUUCUUUGUAACUGAAAUGACUUAUUUCUAUUCUGGUUGUGUGGGUUCUGAGGCCAAUGCCGGGUCUGCAGCACAGAUGGGGCAGGAGAAGGUUGAAGGUAUUUUGUGAGAAGGAGACCUACUACCAUUUACACUCAUGUCCUGUCAACCCACAGACAAGGCUCUCAAUACAAUCUUGAAUGCCCCUUCUUCACUUUGAGUAAACAUGGUCUGAGGAUUCUAAGUAGCAGAGUCGUUGCUCGUUUUCAAGCAGGCUUCAAGAAUGUCUUUAAUUUUCUUUCUUUGUUCACCUGAUAACCUCUUCCUAUGACAAAGCUCAGAAUAGUUUGUCUGUUUGGGAGUGCCAUGCCAGGCACACACAUGUAAGUCACUGUGCAAUUUAGGUCCUUAGUACUAGGAAAGUAAGCUUGGAAGAGGACGCUAACAUAAGUUGAUUUCUCAUUUGCAGAGAUAGUGGUUAUAUUUUUCCAGUGUUUUCAGGGCAAUCAUGACGUUCAUUAUUGUUUUCAGUACACCAGCAGUUUUUGGCUUAAUUAGAAAGAUUAAUACUUGCAGUUCAUGUCCUCAACCCUGGCACAAAAAGUAUGCUCAGCGGAGGUUUCCUGCCUUCCUACACACUUCUAAGACAACAAUCAUGAUUUUUACAACGUAACUCUCCAAAGGCAGUCUUCAAAGUUCCUGUCAAGUUUUCUGAAGUGGGGGGGGGGGGGGCGUCACCUUGAAGAAUACAGGCACCUGUGUGAUAUUGUACUUGUGUCCCUCCAACAGAAAUCACAUAAAAAUAUCUGGCUGACUGACCCAAACUGAGAUCUCAGUCAAAACAUCUCCAAGUAGUUUCUGCAGGUCUUCCCUCAAAAAUCAGUGGCCUGAAAAUAAUUAUGUAAGAUCAGCGAUUCCAUUUUCAUUCGAUCUAACGUGUCUGGAAGAGAGCAACGUUCAACAUGCUAACAACUUCUCUGCACACGCUUUCCAGGAAGACACCCUUUAAUCAGCAUUUUAUUUUUUUGCAGAAGCAAUAUCUCUACAGACCACCCUCCCACAGGGAUGUCUUCAUUCCCAUCUGUGAUCGCAAAACCACAAGUACAAGCUCACACAAGUGCCUGUGCUACUCUGAAAUUCAGUUACACUCAGCCCUACUCAACCUUUCCCCAAGAUCUUGAUAACUUUGCUCGUAUAGAUAUGCUAGGCACGAUGACAGUGCUGUUAAAUUCAUGACUGGGGCGCUGUCCUACUAAUGCCAGAAAUGUAUUUAGUAGGUGUUGAAGGUAAAUCAUCUCAGGUACCUAGAACUGUUAAUUGCGGCCAUUGAAGACGGCAACAUCCAAGAAAUAUUCCUCCCCCAGAGGACGGGCGACACGGAACCUCUCCCGGGCAGGGUCAGCUGACCCUCCGUCUGUCAUGCGCGGUUCGCCAGCCGCUGCCCGCCUCUCCGCUUCCUGCGAGCGCGGCGGCAGUUCCGGUGCGCACGGGCGGCGGGACCCGGCUGUAGCCGAGGCCGUCGCGUCGCGGUACGGGCGGAGCGGCCGCUUGAUGUCGGGCAUGAUCUAUCGCCAGAGUCACCAUGAGAGCUGCCUGCGAGAGCCCGCCGCCUCCAGAGCGGCGGCACACUUCCACACUCGCACCGACUCUGCUUUAGGGGAUAUCAUCAACGGCUGCUGCUCAAUGGGAGAGGAGGCGGCGACGGCGGCUAAGCCGCGGGACACCGGGCUCCAACUCACUCCUGCCGACUCGCCGGGGCUGUCGCGGCCUCGGACCGGUGGCUCUGCCUCGUCCUCCUCCUCCGCCUCGUCGCUCUCCUCCUCGUCCUCCCCGAGGGAACCUAACACUAACACUCCGACCACUUCUACCUCCACACCCGGGCCCGAUGAACCGGGGAAACGGCCUGGCGCCGCACCUCGUCCGGAGCUCAGGACCGAAGACACUAGCGGCGAGGAUACCGCCAGCCCAGAUCGAGAAACACCUGACAGCCCCGGGCCCGUUGGCAGUGAGACACCGGAGUUGACGGACGUCAGCCUGAACUCCAGGAACUCCCUGGAAGUAAGUCGAAGGCAGAGCGCACCCGAGCAGCUGGCGGACGGGGUCGAUCUGCCACCACCAGCACUACCCAACGGCGAGGGAGCCAAGCCCAAGAAGCUCGGCAUCGCCGACUACAUCAGCAGGAACUUUUUUAAUAAGAAAAUAAAGGAACCCAUUCCUUCCACCUUUAGUGCUCCUGGCUGGAAAUUAUUUGGGAAGAUCCCUCCAAGAGAAAAUUCGCAGAAAGAUGCCAAAACAAUACAGCAGGACAGCAAUGGUUGCAGUCUUGCGUCAGUGUCUGCACCUAACCUGUUCAAUACAGGGGAAUAUGAAGCCCGAAUUGGCCGGAUGAAUAAAACCUCACUUCAGUCUGGACGGCGACGUAAUCUUGAAUUUGAGCCACUAUCUACUACUGCGUUGAUCCUAGAAGAUCGACCAGCACACUUGCCUGCAAAAUCGGCAGAAGAAGCUCAAAGACACAGACAAGAAUACGAUGAAAUGGUGGCAGAAGCAAAGAAACGAGAGGUGAAAGAAGCACAGCGAAGAAAAAAAAUUAUGAAGGAGCGAUUCAGGCAGGAAGAGAGUAUUGCUCAUGCUAUGAUAAUUUGGAACACAGAUAUACUUCCCAAUUGGGAAACUAUUCGAAAUACUCGGAAGGUGCGUGAACUAUGGUGGCAGGGUAUUCCUCCAAGUGUUCGAGGGAAAGUGUGGAGGUUGGCUGUUGGUAAUGAAUUGAAUAUUACUCAUGAGCUUUAUGAAAUCUUCCUGUCCAGAGCUAAGGAGCGAUGGAAAAACUUCAGUGAGGUUGGAUCUGAGAAUGAAACAGAAGACCCUGGAGCAUCAGGAGCUGAUAGAGAGGCGAGUCUUGAAUUGAUAAAGCUGGAUAUCUCCCGCACAUUCCCUUCUCUCUUCAUUUUCCAGAAGGGUGGACCAUAUCAUGAUCUUCUCCAUAGUGUUCUCGGGGCAUAUACCUGCUACAGGCCUGAUGUUGGAUAUGUCCAAGGAAUGUCUUUUGUUGCUGCUGUUCUUAUCCUUAAUUUAGAAGAAGCUGAUGCUUUCAUAGCAUUUGCAAACCUGUUGAACAAACCCUGUCAGCUGGCAUUUUUCCGUGUGGAUCAUGAUAUGAUGCUGAAGUAUUUUGCAUCAUAUGAAGUGUUUUUUGAGGAAAAUCUUCCAAAGCUUUUUGCGCACUUCAUGAAAAAUAAUUUGACUCCUGAUAUCUAUCUUAUAGACUGGAUAUUUACACUCUAUAGUAAGUCAUUGCCCCUGGACCUGGCUUGUCGAGUCUGGGAUGUCUUUUGCCGUGAUGGGGAAGAGUUCCUUUUUCGGACAGCUCUGGGCAUUCUCAAGUUGUAUGAGGAUAUUUUAGUACAAAUGGAUUUUAUUCACAUAGCUCAAUUCCUUACCAAACUGCCUGAAGAUAUUGCAUCGGAAAAACUGUUUGCUUGCAUUACUGCUGUUCAGAUGCACAGCAGCAACAAAAAAUGGACACAGGUAUUUGCGUCACUGAUGAAGGAAAACAAAGAAAUUGAGAAGAAUCACAACCCUGCCCUGAAAAGUUAAUAUUCCUUUGGAGAUGUUGAUGCUUGCAGGAGUAUUUAAAAAUUAAUGGUGUAGCAGUACUACAUGGAAAUGUCUUCGGUGCAUCUGUUUAAAAUUGUUGUCAGAGUUAAAGUUAAAGAACUGAAUAUAUUUGGACUGUUGAUGACCCAAAGAUCUGUGUGUGUUGCACACAUUGAUGGGAAGAAUAAUGGUGCAGAUGAGCUUCUUGUGGCUUACGCCCAGCAAAAAUGAAGAAUUGUUUACACUAGUGUCAGUAUUAAAAAAAAAAGUGGAGUCCUGUGCAAAGUAGUUAAUUCUGCAUUUAUUAGCUGAUUGCAAACUGAGAUGUAAAAUUUCUGAGCACUUAUAGACCAUCUUUCUAUACCAUGUUUCUGGUGCACAGCAUACCUCCAAAGCCAGCUGAUUCCCGGAAACUACCUAAAGUGGACCAAACUGAUUUUGAAUUGCUACCCUCCAUUACGUGUAGCUUUUUACUGAUGAUCCUACAUCGGAAAUAGCUGGUUUUUACUUUUUAAUACAGUCGUUUUGCUUUCUAAGAUUCUGAGAUAAAAAGCCUAACAGGAGAGAGCAUUAAAACCAGUACCGUUCUGCUUUACAGAACCACAUUUGUUAACCUGUAAAGUACUUGGUUUCAAAAUAUUGCACAACAUUCUCUUUAAUAUUUCCAUGUUUUCUGGAAACACAAAGAUUUUUAUUCAAGUACUGAGCUAUGGCAUUUUUGAUUACUGAACUGUACUACAAAUAUUUUUUAAAAUCUCAUUUCAGUACUAUCUGUUUUAUUUUCGGGUGCUUGCAGCAGUGGAAAUGUAGAUGUUGUAUAAUCUCUGAACCUACAGGUGAAUUGCAGACAGAAUGGUAGAACUGUGAAAUGUCCAAGUUUAGAAAAUUCCAAAUAUACUCUUACUACAGUUAAGUUAGUGUGUCUCAGCUGAAAAUUCUUUGUGAUUGUCCUCAGGCAGGUGCUAUGGGGCUUGACAUUAGCAACUGUGUAAAUGUUUUAUAAUGUGCAAUACAGAAAACUCCCAAAAUGAUAGUGCUUUGCACUAAGUUUUGAAAUGUAAACCCUGAUAGCAUUAACUAAAAUUUAUUUCAAAUCAGGUGACGAAAACUGAGAACUAUUGCAGUGUAUACUAUAUUACAUUGCACAGAACUGUUGUUUGCUCACAAUGGAAAGAGGAGGCGAAGUCAUUUGUUAGUAAUCACUUAAAUACCAGAGGGCUAAUGAUCAGGCUUUUUUUCUAACCUGGUGAAAUUUAUGAAGUGAAAGGUGAUAGAUGUUUGUGUAAAUUUGAGAUUUGUGUAGUGUGCAAAUUACAGCUAAACUUUCUUAAUUUUUUUUAUUUGAAAGAAUUUGUACUUUAUUUUGUACUUCUAGCAAAAUCAGCUCUAUUCCUGUAAUGCAAGUCAUUAUUGAAUUAUAAAACUGAAUUCUGUAGAGAUGUUUGCCAUUGAGUUUGUUUUGAAUUCUUUAUUAAAAGAAUUGGCAUGUUCUAUAAGCAUUAAUAUACUACAGAUGGAGUGCAAAAUACUUUGAAAUAUACAUUUUUUUAUUUAUAUACCCUUACAUUUAGUUAAAUGAAUUUCUUUAUCUUACUUUCUAUUGUACAGAUUUCAUAUUGAAUUUAAAUGCAAUGUAUAUGCAAAUUGUAAAUAGAAAGGAAACAGUCCACGGAUACCACUAGACAUCAAUUUCAUAUGUAAAUAAAGUAUGAAGUCAAGUGCC
Hypanus sabinus (Atlantic stingray) is the source of this 10538-nucleotide messenger RNA. RefSeq names its product TBC1 domain family, member 12b (gene tbc1d12b). NCBI's taxonomy places the organism in Eukaryota, Metazoa, Chordata, Chondrichthyes, Myliobatiformes, Dasyatidae. The record is from RefSeq and is a predicted model, not a curated record. Bases 6635 to 8815 code for a protein of 726 amino acids. The transcript is spliced from 14 exons.